Austrofundulus limnaeus is the source of this 2188-nucleotide messenger RNA. It is a transcript of the gene slc2a5, whose product is annotated as solute carrier family 2 member 5. The transcript has 12 exons. The coding region runs from base 427 to 1950 and encodes 507 amino acids. Gene Ontology annotation, cellular component: plasma membrane. The record is from RefSeq and is a predicted model, not a curated record. Gene Ontology annotation, molecular function: D-glucose transmembrane transporter activity. NCBI's taxonomy places the organism in Eukaryota, Metazoa, Chordata, Actinopteri, Cyprinodontiformes, Rivulidae. Gene Ontology annotation, biological process: dehydroascorbic acid transport.
AUUAUUUUAAUAAUUGAUUAGUCGUCGAUUAAUCGAUUAAUCAUGGCAGCCCUAGCUGAGAGUAAUCUUCAACAUAUCUCUAAGAAAUGUAUGUAUCUAUGUAUAAGGCCAUGCAUGUUAUUCUUUUUGAGGUCUACCCUGCAUGAAAUAACUGUUUCAUCUUUUUAUUGUCAGGACAAGUUUAGUUUAGAGGGGUGGCACAACACUAACACAACAUAUCAGGAAGCAUUUAAAAGCCACAAUAAACACAUAUAAAGUCUAUUACAUAAAAAAUUUAACUUCCGCCUAAAACAGUAUCAGCAGUAUUACAGUAAUAAUCCCAAACCGAGCAGUAAACUGCCGCCGUGCUCUCUGACCUCGUGUCCAAAGGGCAGACCAGAUCCAGCGCUGCAGUAAGUGCAGACAGAGACGAGCCCAAACGCAGCCAUGGAGGAGAGUGAGGCAUGGGGGAAGCCUGUGGAGAGGACAGGGAGACUAACUGCGGUUCUUGCCCUGGCUACUCUCAUAUCUGCAUUUGGUUCAUCUUUCCAGUAUGGAUAUAAUGUGGCUGCAGUCAACUCUCCAGCACCAUUCAUGCAGCAGUUUUAUAACAACACAUAUCUGGAGCGUUACAAUGAACCAAUGGAGGAAAACCUGCUGACUUUGCUUUGGUCUCUGUCCGUGUCCAUGUACCCUCUUGGAGGCUUCUUUGGUUCUCUGAUGGUGGCUCCUCUGGUUAACAAGCUGGGGAGGAAGGGCACGCUCCUUUUUAACAACAUCUUCUCCAUUGUCCCUGCUGUAAUGAUGGGAGUCAGYGAGACUGCUGAGUCCUACGAGAUCAUCAUCGUGGCCCGGUUCAUCGUGGGCAUAUGUGCAGGUCUAUCCUCCAACGUAGUGCCGAUGUAUCUGGGCGAACUCUCUCCCAAAAACUUGAGGGGAGCCAUUGGCAUCGUGCCACAGCUCUUCAUCACCAUUGGCAUCCUGGCUGCUCAGGUGUUGGGCAUCAGAAGCAUCCUGGGCAACAGCACUGGUUGGACCCUCAUGCUGGGUUUGACGGGCAUCCCGGCAGUGAUAGAGCUCCUGCUGCUGCCCUUCUUCCCAGAGAGCCCCAGGUACCUGCUCAUCCAGAAGGGAGAUGAGACGAACUCAAAGAAAGCGUUGCAGCGUCUGCGUGGCUGGGAUGAUGUGGAUGCAGAGAUGAUGGAGAUGCGUCUGGAGGACCARUCGGAGCGGGCCGAGGGACACCUGACCGUGCUCUCCCUGCUGUCCCAGCGCUCCCUCCGAUGGCAGCUGAUCUCUGUGGUCAUAAUGAACAUGGGUCAGCAGCUGUCAGGGGUCAACGCGAUCUAUUAUUAUGCAGACAGCAUUUACGCCUCAGCAGGAGUCCGUCAGAAUGACAUCCAGUAUGUGACGGUGGGGACAGGAGCAGUGAACGUCUUCAUGACCGUAGCUGCUGUUUUCAUCGUGGAGUCCUCGGGACGGCGGCUGCUCCUUCUUCUGGGAUUUGGGAUCUGCUGUGGUGCCUGUGUUCUCCUCACUAUUGCCUUGACCUUCCAGGAGAGCGUGACGUGGAUGCCCUACGUCAGCAUCGCAUGUGUCAUCGUAUACGUCAUUGGACACGCCAUCGGAGCCAGUCCCAUCCCCAACGUGGUGACCACGGAGAUGUUCAGGCAGUCGGCCCGGCCCGCCGCCUUCAUGGUCGGAGGCUCCGUCCACUGGCUGUCCAACUUCACCGUCGGCCUUGUUUUCCCCUUCAUGGAGAGAGGCCUCGGCUCCUACAGUUUCAUCGUCUUUGCUGUUGUCUGUCUGGUCGCGCUGAUCUACAUCUGGCUGGUGGUGCCAGAAACCAAGAACAAGACCUUCUUGGAGGUCUCCCAGAUGUUUGCCAAGAGGAACAAAACAGAGAUCAAAGUCUCGGAUUGGCCCCUGAAGGACAGCACGGAGAGCCUGGAGAAGGUCACGACCCUCUGAGGAGAAAAGGAGGCAUUGAGGAGGACAGGAAGUCAUCACUGCGGGGUGACAUGAGAGGACUUUAAAGGUUUUAUUUGGACUCUUUAUCUUAGAAGGAAUUUGAACAAAGUCUGUUUGUGUGGAGGCUAAAAAUACCGUGAGCUUGUGGAGAACGUUUGCAAUAAACAACCCAACAAAUCUCUUGUACGCCUUUAUUUAUGAAGCAGAUAUGAGUACAUGAAUAAAGCUGUGACAUGUA